AUGUACGGAGGGCGAAAUGGUACGAACGAGUCGUGGAGUUUACAGUUUCCAGCAACGGAGCCUCCAGUUAUCAGUUCGUCUAAAGCUACAGCACCGGUAAGCUUUGGUGGACCGCUUACCAUGAUCAUUUUCGGAGGUGAAGCAGUGGAAGCAACUGCUUACUUUCUAGAAGCAGACGAGGAAAUCGAACAGAAUACUUAUUUAGCGCACUGGAAGGUGCAAAAAGUAGUAAUGAUAAAAAUUCCUCAUAUCAUCGCAUGUGAAAUGGUGUGA
This is a messenger RNA of Gongylonema pulchrum, 273 nucleotides long. The record is from the annotation of a GenBank genome assembly. Lineage: Eukaryota; Metazoa; Nematoda; Chromadorea; Rhabditida; Gongylonematidae.